Messenger RNA from Symbiodinium necroappetens, 3228 nucleotides. NCBI's taxonomy places the organism in Eukaryota, Dinophyceae, Suessiales, Symbiodiniaceae. The record is from the annotation of a GenBank genome assembly.
GCUGGGACGCCGCAAAAGCGACCACCUUUCUCGGAGAUCCUGCCCUUGCUGGACCAGGUUGAGCUGCCCGGAGUCAAAGCUAGAACUUCAAGCACAGAGCCUCGAGCUGCACCACCCCCAGUGUCUGAGAGCUCCCACACGAAGCCUUCUCUGCCCAAAGUGGCAGAAGAGCUGGACGCCAUGAUGCCUGUGAGCGAUGGAAUGUCCGACACGACCCGGGCAAUUUAUCGCAGGAGCCCUCUCCAUUUGACAAAGGGCUCAUGGCUGGAUGUGCCAGAGAGUGUGUCAGUUACGUCAGCUGCUCAUCGAGCUGACAUCAACCGUGCUGUGCAUCUUAUCAAGGGGAAGGUGCUUGACGCACCUCGGGGUGCCAGUCGGUCCUGCAGCGAUUUCUCUUUGAGGUGGCAGGACAGUUCAGACCUCGGCCUCCCUCCGAGUUCCGGUAGCCAGGUCGAAGCCGUCGCCUCAGAUCUGAGAGUGCCGUCUGCCUGGGAGGCCGGCCAGGCCCAGCCGGCUUUGGGAGCCCAAGGCGAGGGAGGGAGGGCCCAGGUUCACCGACCUCAGAGCGCCCCAACGUCUCUGGCAGCGGCCGUGAGGGCCACGGGACGCUACGCUCUCGUCGCUGCUGCUGCCGGCCUGGCCCUCUCUCGGAGACGCUCAGAAGACUCGAGAUCCGUCGCUCGAGGAGCGCAGGAGCUAAGCAGGGACGCCUCGCCAAACCGAGAAGCGCUCCUCCAAGACCUUCUGACCUUCAGCAGCGUCUUCAUGGUUGUCUGGGUCUUCAUCUUCCCUGGGAGUGCAUGGGUGGGGUCGUCCGUCCAGUAUGACGGAUGGCUGCGAAGCAUCUUCGAAAUGUUCUUCUCUGACUUGGGUCCUUCAAGUCUGCUCCUGAAGUACAACCGCUUUGGCUCGCUCCUCGAAUGGAUGCAUGCAGUGCCCGGGGCGGUUUGGUGUCUCCUGGCCCCUCUGCAACUGGUGCCAGAGUGCCGGGCCUGGCUAGGCGAGAAGCACGAAGACGCUGGCAGGCUCAUGUUGAGCGCAGCUGCUGUUCUCAUGGUAGGCUUCUUGCUGAUUGAUGCCAACCACCUGACAGCUGACAGAGUGGACUUUGCCACGGGCGGAAGUCUUGCCGAUGCAGCAGAUGCUUGGAGCACGAGUGUUGCCACUUGGCUGCCUCCCUUCAAUCAGGGGGGCAUGUAUGUCAUUGCAGCCUGGUUUGUGUACACCGGCAUUCAAACCUUCCGAAGUGGCACUGCCCAUGCAGCUGAUCAUGGGAGCUGGGCCUUGAGGCACGCUGCCUCGGGCCUUUGGGUAGCAGCACAGCGGCCGAUGUUUGCCGCCGUGCGCGUGGUGCAGGGCAUGCUGGGCUUUGGUGGAUCAUUAGCGCAGGCCGAUGCCUUCUACUGCUCGGCGUACGUGGUCACGGCCGCUUACAUUGCCUUCGCAGAGGUUGCCAUCCGUGGCAGAUCCGAAAAAGCGCUUCAGCCGAAAUGGAGCUUCGAGAAGGUGCCUUCCUUGAUUCCAAGCCCACUAGAACGGGACAGAGGGCUCCUCGGACGAUCCUGUGCUGGAAAGCCGCCAUCCAUGCUUCGCACGGAGAUGUCCCGGAUGACCUCCAGGUCGGAUGCAACGAAGUUCUCUGCUCUGCCGUGGACUGGAUAUAUGUCAGGGAAGUUGAGUGAAGCGGCCACGUUGACGGAAACGGCCCGCAGCGAGGCAGCAGACGACGAAUGUAGUAGCGUGGGCGAGGGCCGGUGUGCGAGCCAUGGUCCGUGGCCUACACGUGUAGCUUUUGAGGGGCCCGGUCGCGCGAUGAUUUCGGUGAUAAUGCCUUGCCGGAACGGAUGGCCUUUUCUGCCUUGGGCCGUGGAUGAUCUUGCUUCCAGCAGCACCCCGCUGGAGAUCCUCGUCUGUGACGACGGCAGCAGCGAUGGCUCCGAGAAGUGGCUCAAGGCCCUCGAAGCGCAGAGCCCGCAGAGCCAGGAGAGCCAGCCAGAGGAGAGGAUUUUUCUGCCGGAGCGAGCGGAGGAGCAGCGAGAGGAGGAGCAACCGGAGGAGCGGGGCUUUGUCCAGCAGGUCCCGUGGCCGGGUGAGGAUGGGAGCACCCCAACGCCUGCAGCGGUCGCGGCCAAGCUCCAAAGCGCCGGACAUCGUUUGGUUGUGCUGAGCAGCGGCGGGCGCGGCCAAGGAGCAGCGCAGAACGCUUGCCUGGAGGCUGCCAGCUCCCCUCUGAUCGGCCUGAUGGAUGCAGACGACCGGGGGGACCCGGAGCGCUUUGCGCGGCUUCUGGAAGCCCUCAACAAGAACCCUGACUGGGACGGAGCCUGCAGUGCAGUGCGCAUCUUUGGCUCCGUCUCCGAGGGCAUGGCGCGCUACGUGCAGUGGCAGAACAGCCUCCUAGAGCCGGAGGAGCUGAUGCUGAAUCGCUUCGUGGAAAUACCUGGCUUGCACCAGUCAGGCCUUUACCCAAGGUCACUGCUCUGGCAGAAGUUGCAGGGCUAUCGAGAUCUGCCCGGCUGGCCGAUCGACAUCGACACCUGGAUGCGCCUGGCAGAGUCCGGAGCCCGCAUUGGCAAGGUACCGGACGAACUCUACGGCUGGCGCCAGCACGUGCUUCAGAGUACAAGGAACCAUGGCCGCUGCGGCCUCGAGCGGCUCCGAGUCUGCAAGGCCCACUUCCUGCUCCGCUCACUGCCACCGCAGGUGCGCCGUCUGGAAAUCUGGAGUACUGGCCACACCCUCAACAGCUGGAGCGAGACGCUCCAGGCGCAGAUCCACGCUUUGGCCGAAUCUGAAAACAAGGAGCACGCCUCUGUGACGGAGCUUUUGCUGGUCUCUUGGCGGCCCAAAGGCGGCCGUCGGGGAGGUGCAGCUCGAAGAGCUCCAGAGGGCGGCGGAGGUGCUGCAGCAAGGGCCACGGUGACGACUGCGGCCGAAGACGAAGCGGCUGAAGCCCAGAGCACGGGAAGCUUCAGGGCCCAGGGUGAAAAGCGACAGCGCCAGACGAUGGAGAUCAGCGUGCUGACGACGGAACGCACAACGCCGCCACCCCCGAUACCACUGGAGUCGGACAGCGAGUCCGAGUUCGUGGCCCGAGUAUUUGCGUUCGGCAGCGAAAAGUUGCGGGAAAAGGCCCGACAAAGCAUCGAGACCGGCAGAGGACAAGGAGGCUGUGCGCUGGCACCCCGCGUGUCUCGCUGGGGUCGCUUGGAUUGGCCUUCUGCGUGA